AUGCGCGAGGCAAACAACAUCGAAGAAUGCGAUUACGAUGCUGGCGACUGCUGCCAGUGCACCUGUGGGAUUGAGUCCGAUGACCUUCCCGACUUUUCCUGCGUGGACUUUGCUUGCGUUGACCCGAACGCACCGUGUGUGGAUGACGACGUCACGGAGGGGAUGUUUGAGGACUGCUUCAACUUCGGCGAUGGAUUCUGCAACGACUACAACAACAAUGAACAAUGCGGCUAUGACGGUGGCGACUGCUGCGAGUGCACCUGCGUGGUUGAUUGGUCCGCUGAGUUCGGUUGCACCGAGUUCGCAUGUAUUGAUCCAACGGCUCCGUGCGUUGAUGAUGACGACGUUACGGCUGAUGCGCUGGAAAACUGCAUGAUGGAAUAUCUUGGCGACGGAUACUGCGAUACUUACAACAACAUCGAGAUAUGCGAUUAUGAUGGCGGCGACUGCUGCGAGUGCACGUGUGGAAGUGACUCUACAGACGUGCUUGAUGGAGGCGACUGCUCGGAUUUCGUGUGCAUCGACCCAACGGCGUCAUGUUUCGAUGAAAACAUCACGGUCGACAUGUACGAGUACUGUGACGUCGAAUUACUCGGUGACAGCAUAUGCAACCUGUCCAACAACUUCGAAGUAUGCGACUAUGACUUCGGCGACUGCUGCGAGGCCACCUGUGGGGUUGACUCAUCUGGAACGCUUGAUGAGCUUUCCUGCUCAAGUUUCGCGUGUAUCGACCCCCAGUUCGUGACGCCAGCACCGACUCCGGCACCGCUCUCCUCGGAGUGCCUAGACGACCCCGCGUGCGUGGAUGGUACCCGAGGGCAGUCUGUCGACGACCCAGGGUAA
Ectocarpus siliculosus is the source of this 843-nucleotide messenger RNA. The record is from the annotation of a GenBank genome assembly. NCBI's taxonomy places the organism in Eukaryota, Phaeophyceae, Ectocarpales, Ectocarpaceae.